Trematomus bernacchii (emerald rockcod) is the source of this 6522-nucleotide messenger RNA. RefSeq lists its product as uncharacterized. The coding region runs from base 302 to 2755 and encodes 817 amino acids. NCBI's taxonomy places the organism in Eukaryota, Metazoa, Chordata, Actinopteri, Perciformes, Nototheniidae. The record is from RefSeq and is a predicted model, not a curated record. The transcript has 6 exons.
UGUGUGGGUGAGUGCAGGAUGCUAAAACCUGGAGCUGUGAAGGGGGGGAGGGGAGAGAAUAGAGACGCUUAAGAAAUAGAAGAAAAAAGAAAGAGACUGAAAUUAGGAAGAGAAGAAGAAGAAGGGAGGAUUGUGAGGACAGAUGCUGAGGAGAGAGUGAUAGUGAAGCGCAAACUGAGGAGAGGGUGAGGAGGAGGAGGAGGAGGAGGAAGAGGAGGAGGAGGAAACGAUCUGCUGGAGGAAGCAGCAGCAUCGUUGAUUUUUGCAGGAGCCAAGGCAGCCGUCCUCCGUUGCCGUGACGAUGGGCUGCUGGCUCUCUGGACCGUGGAUGGGGGACCAAACGUUGAGUGGGCGGAGUCUUGCAAACCUGAGCCAGCGCGAUGCUCUGCGGAUUCUGGCGGCCACUCAGCGUCCAAUCACCAUGCAGAUCAAGGGUCAGAGGGGGUGUGGCACCGAGGCAGACAGGGGAAUCUGGGAGCCUCUACCCCUCAACCUGCAGCACCUUAACCUGCCACUCCCAAUGAUGGGGGCGGGGCACAAUGCCUCCAGUCCCUCCUACCAGGACAGACUUUAUUACAGCCAUCUUGCUCUGCCACAAGAUCACUGUGAUGCAGGACGGUACAGCUACCUGUCCAGUUCCCCACGGGACACAAUGGACAUCAGCCACAAGAUCCCUCAGGACCCAGAACUGACUGGUCGUGGACAAAAGGGACAGAACUGCCUGAUGGGAUGUUGCAAUGCAAACUUAGAGGAACCGAACGGCUUCCAAAGUCAGACUGAUGACGAGGACUUCAUGAUGGAGAAGCCGCUGGGCUUCAUGCCCCUCCACCAUGAGCUGGACAGCGGUCUGGGCUGGACUGAUGGCUCCAUCCACCAGGGGGACCUCUCCGGGCUGGAGACUGAGGAGGGAGGCCUGGAGGACUGCCAUUCACAUGGGCCCCUCGCCCCAGGGGGGUGUGGGGGCUUCGGAGGUGGCGGCUCUCCCUCCUCUGAGUCCUUUAUUUCCUCGGAGCUCAGUGACUCGGGCUUCUACAGCGUGAGCACCGGGGAGUUCAGGCACUUCCAGAGGCUGCUGGAGAAGCGCAUGCGGCUGUACAACGCCAGGCUGCAGCAUCAGGGCGAAGCCUGCGAGAGGCGGGAGCGGCGUGACAGCUGCCCCAAGAGCCACCGGGAGCUGCUGGAGGCCAUCCCUGAGGCGCUGACCGUGCAGCCUCAGUGUCAGCGCCUGCAGGUCGAGAUGGAGGACGGCACUGGGUCCAUCAUGGAUCUGCCACCACGAGGACUUGUCAGGGUUUCCUCGGUCCAGUUCCACAAAGCUGACCGGCCCUGUCUGAACCGUCACAGCUCCAGCAGUGGAGCUCUGUUCAACCCCUCCCACGCCCAUGCAGCAGUCUCACGAAUGAAUGCCCCAGUCCUCUCCACCUGCAGCACCCCCUCCAGCCACCGGAGACCACUGGUACCCAUACAGCAGCAGCACCACGAGGGCUCCAGUUCAGUAGGUAUGCUGAGAAGAAGUAGAACUCUGCACCAUCGCCCUCCUCCGCAGGAGUACCGCCGCCGGGCCAGCCACCCAUCUUCCCCCUCCUACUGUGCAGAAACCCUGCAUCACUGUGGAGGUGUGCCCCAACAUAACGUCCUGCCACCGGGCCUUGGAGAGGAAGGUGAGCUAGUAGCUGGUGUGAUGGCUUCUCACCCAGCAACCCUGGCCCUCCCACCACAACAACACCCCAAUGCUUUAGGGCAUAUCAGGAGUGCCAACACCCAUGAGCGAUGCUACGACAACAACGCUAAUGCACAGAUCGCUCACCAUGACUGGUGGCACUCGCAAGAAAGAAACAUGAUGCCAGAGCAACUGGUGGCAGAAAGGGACAGAGAGAUGAAGAGGGAACUGGAACAACAGAGGCAAAUUCAUGAAAAAGAGCUGGAGAGGGAGAGAGAGAGGGAAAGGGAGAGAGAAAGGGAGGCACAGAUUCAGGAAGAGAUGAACAGAGAGAGGCAGCAGGAGCUGGUGAGGAGCCGAGCCAGAGAGCAGCAGCACCUGCAGAGUUUAGUCAACCCUCCUCAGGCUGGUGACGUCAACGACACCUGGCCGAAACCUGCCAACCGUCAGUCUCAGGGUGGCGGGGGAGGAAGAGGUCUCUACAGCACGCUGGAGGGCCACACAGGGGCUGGCUGUGCAGUUGGAUGGGAUGCAAAGAAAGGACACAUAAAUGAGAAUACAAGCCCUAAUCCCUGUUCUGGUAUUCAGCUGAAACCUAAUCCAAUCGCCAAACCCAAUACAACCUCUAGGGUCUCCAGGAACCAGCUCUUAAGAGACCGGGCGUCUCAGCUAGCGGAUGAACGCAGUGGAAUGAGCACAGACGAGGAGACCAAUACCGACAUGCUCAUGGGUCGUUACUGGAGUCGCAUGGAGAGAAGGGAACACUUUCUGUUGGCCCGUGAGCAGAAGCAGCAGCAGAUGCAGGCCAGAGGAGCGACUUUACGAGACACCAUUGUCAGGGGAGGAACCAUCGCUGGAGGAGGAGGAGUCUCUGUUGGAGAAGGCUCUAUGCUGGACAACAGAGGAGGCGGAGCUUUUGCAGAAGGGAGGUGCAACACGGUGCUGGAGCUGAGUCAGAGGAAGCUCAGUCGUCUGAGGAACAGGAAGCUUUUGGAUGACUGGACGACAGUAGAGGAGCUGUUGACUCAUGGGACCAGGCUGAACAAUGAGGACAGGCUGUGUACCAGCUCCCUGCUGACGGUCACCACCGUCUAACUGCAUGGGCACCACGUCUAAAUAUAACUCUGUGUGAGUGUGAUGUCAAGCUAACAUGACGACAUUUUAGUGAUUCCUCUUGUUCUGUCUUUUCAAACUCAAUGGUUAGAUUGAUAUCAGUUUCUUCUGUGUGACCUGUACACAUAUAGUUCCAGGAAAUGGCCUAGCUAAGCAAAGAGGCAGGUGGCAGGGAGGAAAUUCAAGCCUAGCUUAAUCUAUUGUAGAAAUAAACGAACUCCUAUCCUGUCUAAUUCAAACAAAAUGAUUCUCUUACACCCUGCACAAAGUCGCACAAGAGACUUAAUACAACCUCUUUGCACCUUAAUUUGCGCCCAGGUUAUACACCUUUUUAAAUAACAAAAGUGGAGUAGGGCACACCCUAAAUGUACUUGGCCAUGCACUUCAGAUAGUUUUAAAAGGUCCCGCACAUCACCCCUCUAUGGUUGUAUGUACAAGUAUGCCACCCCAAAACAUGACUGUCCAUAAAGUACGUACCAACAGCAUAGUGCCACUGUGUGCUAUUCAGCUUGCUGCCUCUAUAAUUUUUGGAGUAUUUUUGAAAUAUUGUCCAACAGGGUCCUCUUCUUCUCUGUACUUAAAGCUCAAAGACGAAACUGAUAAUCAUCUUCUCAUAUAACUGUGGGGAUGGCAGUAAACAAGACGACUUACAGAAAUGUGGAACUGUUCCUUUAAUGAAUAUGUGUGAGAGACUCACUACAUCACCUCAACUGAUAGCUUUAUGUGUGGGUGUGUGAUCACUGUACAGCACUCGGAACAAAAUGUGUGUGUCAGUGCAUGACGCUUGUAAAGACAAAAAAAACUAACAAGGUCAGAUACGCGUGUAUGUUUGCAUCAUGGGUUUCAUGCUACAUCUUAUGCUACAUUUAUUUCACAGAAUCUUUGACAAAAUGAAAAACAAAAUGAAAUAUUCAAACAGACCAUGAGAUUUCGGGGAGCAAUACUGUCCUGCGUGAUGUACCUGGCUGUGCACUAAUGAUCGAUCACACACGACUACUUUUACAUCAGAGCCACAGAACACAUCAACUGUAGCAAUGCAGACAAUGACAACUGAGAUUUGAUAUUAAAAUCCUGAAUGGUUUUUAUAGAAACUCUGUUUACAAUUCAAAUAUCAGUCCAGUGAGCUUUUGUAACGGAAAUGAAAAACGCAACCGGGUUUACUAGGUUGUGAAACACUAGUGAAACCAUGUGGAUCAGGGAUGGGGAACAAUGUGUCACACAAAAAAAUUCGACCACAGCUUUUAUGUAUGAAAUCAGCUACUGUUGUACUUGGAAAACACAUUAACGCCAACCACUGAGUUGUAAUAAUUUGAUGGAAGAUGAAAUGAUAUAUCUAAAAUAUUUUCUCAAUGAAAGCACCGUAAUGUAAGAUGUCGUACUAACAAAAGUCAUUAUUACUUUUCAGCCGACAUGGCAUGAAUGCAGCAUAAGAUUCUCUGUUCAUGGCACAAGGCUCCCUGUUCCUGCUGGUGUCUUUACUGUUGGCAGGAUGUUUACAGAUCUACCUACCCAGGUAACAGCUUAUGCAUGCUUACUGAAAUCUGAAGUGAUGCGUUGACUGUGUGGAGACAAUUUCAAAGAAAGAAGAUAAACUGCAAGUCAACUAUACGUUAGUUUGUCCAGGCUGCUGCAGCAUCUGUACAGUCAGGACAGACAGCACUCAAGUCAGUGUUGACAUUCCAGUAGAGGCAGGUACAGUGUGAGUAAAUCUGAAAUCUACUGAUUCCAGUCUGCAGUUCGGGAAAAUGUGCAAUAAUACCUCAAGCUACUUUUACAAUGACAGUGUUGUUGUGUGCACUUCCUGUCAGGUGUCCAUCAAAUGCAGUAACUCGUUUAAAUCAAACAGAUGCACAAACAUGACGAGUCACCGCAAGUGCACAGUAAUCCUAGAAUCAAAAUGUCAAGAGCAACGGUUAUGUACAUAUUUACAUUAUUUGUUUACAUCGUUUUCCAUGAGAGGGACCUAAGAAAACAACUUUUUGCACAUCAUUUUUUAUACGAAACAUUUUCCCUACCUUUCUGUACCAGGGACUAAGGCCAGUGAAACGACUGUAGAUAGAACGACUGUGUGUUGAUGUUUCUUUAUAAACUAUCAUAGUGAUUUAUGAAGGAAAAAAUAUGUUCAUUGUCAUUGUGUUGGACAUAUUUCAAUAUUUUUCUUGUGGUGGUUUCAAAACCAAUGUUUUAUGACUUUUAAAAUCUACUUAAUUUAUUAAAAAGCUGAAGAAACUUUGAUUUACCAUUUUCAAAGAGUAAACACAAAAUGUGAAUAUUAUUGUCUCUUUAAAUGGCUAAAUUGAAUUUUAUUGUUGUUUUGUGUCAUUAUGACAUGUACAUAUUGAUUUUGUCAGAAGGUGCAGAUGAGGUUUGAGUUAGUAAUAGGACAUGCUGGUGCCACCAGACACCUCCAGUGGUUUAUCAUGUGACUCUGUAGGGUUAAACAGUAGCUGUGUUAUGGAGGCUGUACAUACAGCACAGAGAUUAACAUUGUAGUAUUAGUACAUUUAACACUCACAAUAUGGUCAACGUUCAUGGAAAGUAGUUCAGUUUGUUCUGAAUGUUAAAUGUGGCAUCCAUGAAUUAUAAGUAGGCUCACUGACACUGUAAUGCCUAAAGGAGCACUACAACAUUUGAGAUUAAUCUUCUUUCUCUCUGUCUUUUCCAGAGUCAGAUGAUUUAGAUGGAUAUCAGUCUCAUCUCUGUGAAUAGGGGAUAGGAAUACGGUAUACAGGGAUGGUCCAUACAUGUUUAGCAUUGGUAAGCAGGAAUACUAGUGGCAAAAAACUCACAGCAGCCAGUGUUAUAUGUUUAAUCUUAAUAAUUAAACAUGUGUAUCAAUAUAAAAAAUGGUGGUAUUACCAGAUGUAUUGAAAAACAGUGGAGCAUAUUUGUAUUAAAAACUAAACAAUGCUGGCAGUGCUUUGAGCAUCAGCAUGGUAACAUGCUCACAAUUCACAUGGUGAUGUUUAGCAGGAAAUGGUAACCAUGGAUACUUUCCCAGUUAAGUAUAAAUACCAUUAGUAAAAAAGACCUAAACAAAACCAGACAUAUUUGAAUAUCCGAACAUCAGAGAUGUGAUAAGACAUUAAUCUCAGAGAUCUGUAACCAGGCGAAGCUGGGCGUAGUGACAGAAUAUUCUUUCCUCAUGGUAGAGUUAGGAUUAAGUAAGCAAAUUGUUUGUUUAAAUGAGACAGCUGUGGAGUUCUUGAAAGACUGAGCUAGGUUAGCAGUCUUUGUGCUGACCUCAGCACGUCCUUGGCCCUUCCAUAGACAGGAAUCACAGAGAGGAAACUGAUAUCCAUCCUCUAAGCUAAAGAAGGCAGAAAACAAGAUAAUUUACAGAAAUGUCAAACUGUUUGUUUAAAACACUCGGAGAGAAAAGACGUGGAAUCUGAUGUUUCCACAUUUCCCCUCUCUCUCCCGGCUGUGACUCAAAGAGUCUGAAUAAUGGAUGACGAAGAAAGAAUUUUUCCUUUUCACCCGCCCCCGCCUUCACUCUCUUUGCUUACGUUACACAAGGACACUAAUAGCUGAAAAUAGCGCUGCUGUCCUCAUGUGAUGUGAAAUUAAAAGCACACUGGAGCGGAGACACUUGCUGCUGGGGAUCUCAACACUUGUUUCACUCCAUCUGACAAUCCCUCCAUCCAGCCUGCAACACCACCUCCAUCUGUCUGUGCAAGGGUACUUUUCACAACAGCAAGCUUUUUGGAAUAUGAUGAUGUACAUGUGAUUGUAAUAAAGAGAUUUUA